CCGGGACCCCGUAGGGCGUCUCCAUGGCGACCGCGUGGGCCUGGCGGCUUGCAUCGUUGGGCUGCACCGCUCUCGGUUCCCCGCGUGCCAGCGAGCUCCUGCUCGCGGAGAAGGGCGCCGCAGAUUUUCCCAGCACCUAACUUUGUGUUCCCCAGACCCAGCGCUGCUCCCUGAGCCGAACGGGCAGGAUUCCUGGGCUCGGGGAGGAGCUUAAAGCGGAAUCUUGGAACUCUGUGCUGCGAAGUGAGGCUCAUACGUUUAAUCAGAACCUUCUGGACUUCCUGCUUUCUUCCUUCCUUCGAACUUGAGUGUCAAAUUUAUGAUACCGUUUAUGAAAAAUGGUGGUUUUGUAAGCAAGUGACACUGUCGCAGAUCUGCCCCAUAACCACCCCGUGCCACCUGGGUGAGUGUGGCAGUGACCUAGCUGUGGCCGUGUCUCCCUCUGUGUCUCCAGGUGACUCCAGAGCGCGCAGGAUGAGCAGUGGCCCCCCGACGGCUGGCAGAUGGACGGAAGCGGCCCCUCCGAGCUGCCCCCUGGGGCGGCUGAUCCAGAGCGCGGUGCCGGCCAAGUUAGCAGCGUGCCCGCCUCCCCCUCCGGAGAGGUUCACCAGGAGGUCAAGGGGGUCGUCCUUUCAUCGGUCUUAGACUUGAGUCAACGUGGCCUUCACCAUUUAGAAGAGAUCUUUAAAAUCCCCAACAUUAAACAACUGCAUCUUCAAAGAAACGCCCUCUGCGAGAUUCCCGCAGACUUCUUCCAGUCGCUGCCAAACCUCGCGUGGCUGGACUUCCGCUACAACAGCAUCAGAGCUCUUCCUUCUGGGAUCGGGUCUCACAAGCAUUUGAAAACUUUGCUUUUAGAAAGAAAUCCUAUCAAAAUGUUACCUGUGGAGCUGGGGAACGUGACCACACUGAGAGCCUUGAAUCUGAGACACUGCCCCCUGGAGUUCCCCGCCCCCCUCGUCGUGCAGAAGGGACUGGGUGCCAUCCUGGCCUUCCUGCAGGCCUGCGCCAUGCAGCGGCCUCCUCCCCGAGGGUCAGCUUCUCCAGAGCGAGUGGCCGACAAAGACGCUGUUAAUUCUCAGGAUCGGAGAGGGAGGUUAAAAGAAAAGGCAGACUUUCUCCCUCCUGUUGAAAAGCUAGGCCUGAGUGAGCUGGGCAAGUCCACUGCCUCCCCAGAAGACCGGCCAGGCGAGGAGGAAAUCCGGCGCUUUUGGAGGCUGAGGCAGGAGAUUGUCGAGAAGGAGCGGGAGGAAGUGCUUGCAAAGCAGCUCUUACCGGCAGAGUUACCUGCAAACCUCAAGGCGGCUCUGAACACGAAGGAGAAAGAACAUUCCGGCUCCAGACACGCUCUCAGCACGUGCCGUCCGCGGGGGAGUGUUCACCGCGGGGUCUGUGACGGUAGAAGGAAGAUGUCCUCCCUCAGGAGCAUCCUGCCGGCCCUGGCGCCACGGCAGCGAGUGGGGCUUCCCUCCAGGAGAGCGGAGGACAGCGGGGCCUUGGCCCCCAGGGGGCAGCGCGUAAGAGACGAAGGAGCGCCGCGGGAGUGGCGGGAGCGAGCCCGGACCCAGAGGACAGCGGAGGCGGCCCUGGGCAAGCCCCCGCCUCCCCAGAGGAGUCUGCUACAAGGACGCCAGCGGGAGGGGUCUCAUCCCGUCCGGGGGCCACGGUGCCCGCUGCAGAGGUGGAGCCUGCGGCCCGCUGACAGACCCAUUUCCUCUCAUGUGGUGUCAAAGAUUCCCUGUGCCGUGGAUUUGGCAGACAAUGAGAAAAUGCCAGUGAAUCCACCCGGAAACGUGAGGCAAAGCAAAGAGAAGUCCUCGCAAACAAGUGAAGAAAUGAGGGCCUUCCGAGAGGAGCUCUGGGAAGAAAACCUAAAGCAGCACAUUCAGAAAACGCACAAGGGAAGAGAAAGAUUUCGAGGCACAGCGCCACUCAAGGAAAUGAGUCCGGCUGCCCGGGACUUGGAGAUUAAAAUAGAGGUGGAGGGGAAACAUCGUAAUUCAUCCUAUGAGGCCAGCAUCACCCUAAUACCAGAACAAAGACGUCACAAACUACAGGCCGGUGUCUCCCCUGAACACAGAUGUGAAAAUCCUCAACAAAAUAUUAGCAAAUCAAACCUGACAAUGUAUGAAAAGAAUUAUACACCAUGACUAAGUGGAGUUUGUCCCAGGUGCACGGGGCUGGUUCCACAUUCAAAACCCAUUUCAUGUAACGCAUCGUCACCUUGUGGCCGAAGAAGGAAAAUCACAUGAUCGUACCAUUUGGUGCAGGAACAGCAUUUAACAGAAUCCAGCACCUGUUUGUGGUAACUGCUUGUAGCAAACUAGGCACAAGUGGAACUUCCUUGACUUGAUAAAGAGCAUCUACAGAAACUACGGCGAACAUCGUACUUCAUGGUGAGAAACUAGAAACUACUUUUCCCCUGAAGGUCGGGAACGAGACCAUUUCUCUCCAGCAUCACAUGGGAAGUCCUAGCUACUGCAACAAGACAAGAAAGGAAAAUGAGGUAGAUUAAGAAGGAAGAGUUAAGACUAUCUUUGUUUCUGGAUGACUUAGUUGGCUGUGUAGAAAAUCCCAAAGAAUUGAGCAAAAUCUCCUGGAACUAAUAAGUGAUUAUGGCAAGGUUGCAGGAUCCAAGGUUAAGAUGUAAAAGUUAGCCGCUUACUAUAUACCAUCAGCAAACAAGUGAGAUUUUAAAUUAAGAACAUUCACAUUAGCACCCAAAAAAUGGUGCUAGGUACGAAUCUAACAAAAUAUGUACAAGAUCUGUGUGAGGAAAAUAACAAAACUGAUGAGUCAACUCAAACAAGAACUAAAUGGAUGGAGAGGAAUCCCAUGUUCAUGGAUGGGAAGGCUCAAUAUCGUCAAGAUGGCGGUUCUUCCCAAGUUGAUGAAGAGAUUCAGCAGAAUCCCAAUCAAAAUCCCAGCAAGUUAUUUUGUGGAUAUCGACAACCCGCUGCUAACGUUUAUAUGGAGAGGAGACAAAGGCCCAGAAUCGCCCACACAACACUGAAGGAGAACAAGGUUGUAGGACUGAUACUACCCGACCUGCAGACUCACGGUAAAGUCACAGUAAUCAAGACGGCGUGGGGUUGGUGGAACAUAGACAGAUGGGUCAGUGGAUCAGAGGAAGACCCACAUAAGUACAGUCGACUGAUAUCCGACAAAGGAGCGAAGGUAACACAGCAGAGCAAAGAUGGCGUCUUCAACAGAUGGCGUUGGAACCACUGGGCGUCCACGUGCAAAAUAGCGAAUCUAGACCCAGACCUUACGCCUCCCC
Messenger RNA from Herpailurus yagouaroundi (jaguarundi), 3280 nucleotides. RefSeq names its product leucine rich repeat containing 27 (gene LRRC27). Lineage: Eukaryota; Metazoa; Chordata; Mammalia; Carnivora; Felidae. Gene Ontology annotation, cellular component: cytoplasm. The coding region runs from base 504 to 2150 and encodes 548 amino acids. The transcript is spliced from 12 exons. The record is from RefSeq and is a predicted model, not a curated record. Gene Ontology annotation, molecular function: protein binding.